Messenger RNA from Closterium sp. Yama58-4, 294 nucleotides. Lineage: Eukaryota; Viridiplantae; Streptophyta; Zygnematophyceae; Desmidiales; Closteriaceae. The record is from the annotation of a GenBank genome assembly.
AUGGUGAAGCUGAUCAGUGCGGAGGGCUUUGAGUUUGUGAUUGACCGCCAGGCAGCCAUGGUGUCCAACACGCUGCGAAGCAUGCUCAGCUCUUCAGGGGGGUUCCAGGAGAGUGACAGCGGUGAGGUGCGGUUUCCAGAGAUCAGUACCCCCAUCUUGGAGAAGUUGUGCCAGUAUUUUUACUACAAGCUGCGAUACAGCAAUCCCGCUAACCAAAAGAACAUCCCAGAGUUCAAGAUUGAGCCUGAGAUUGCACUCGAGCUACUCAUGGCUGCUAACUACUUGGACACAUGA